Messenger RNA from Neoarius graeffei (lesser salmon catfish), 1767 nucleotides. It is a transcript of the gene il34, whose product is annotated as interleukin 34. Gene Ontology annotation, biological process: positive regulation of monocyte differentiation; positive regulation of macrophage differentiation; positive regulation of cell population proliferation. The transcript has 8 exons. Lineage: Eukaryota; Metazoa; Chordata; Actinopteri; Siluriformes; Ariidae. Gene Ontology annotation, molecular function: macrophage colony-stimulating factor receptor binding; cytokine activity. The record is from RefSeq and is a predicted model, not a curated record. The coding region runs from base 472 to 1086 and encodes 204 amino acids.
ACAGCGCAGAAGUAAUCUCAGCCCUGUAUGCUCUUCACAUGGUCUCCUGGGUAGGAGGAUCUGCAAGGGGUCAGCGUUAAAAAAAAAAUACACGCGCCUUGGGAAUUUCCCGAUCAUUCUUUAUUAUCUCGCGUUGUAAGAGUUUAUGAGACACAGAGUCGGAGGAGGGAGAUUUUUAAACUCGCAUGCCAGACUGUCUGAGCACUUGACCGAGCACAGAGAACCGUGAGCUGCGAUCAAACCCAGGCGGUUGAUAUCAUCAUCAUCAUCCAGAGAGAGAGAGAGAGAGGGACAGGGAAAGGAAGCAGACCCUUCUUGGACAGAUUAAAGCAGGCUGUAUAAUCCCAGUGAAAAGGCCUUAUUUUACAGCAAGGGCCUGUGUCCGGCUGGAAAAAGUUGGAGACAUUUGUGCUUGAGUUUUGAAGCAUCUGGAUUUCACUUGAGUGCAGAGACUAGAGCUUCAGCAGAAGUAUGGUCCGGUUUGAGGCUUGGAUCCUUAAUGGGCUUCUGGGUCUGAUGUGGGCAGUACCAAUCUGGAUGAGCUCUGAGGAGUUGUGCACAUCUCUGGAAACUCUGAAAGAUGAGCUGAGUUCAACAUUAAGGAAACGAUAUUUGAAACAUAACUUCCCUAUUAACUACACCAUUCAAGUGCGUUAUGAAGAGGUCUUCCGACUGAAAAACAUCAGUAGGCUGAUGAACGAUUCUGCAGAUAUGAAGGAUCUCCAAGAUUUGUGGGUCAAGAUCACUGAGACAAGCAUAAAGAGCAUUUUGCAAGUGCUGCCAGAGAGACACCCAACGCGCCGUAAAUACCUUGCAAACCUUGAUUCCCUGUUCACAGCCAUCCAGUCAAACUACCCGAAAGAGAACUUUGAUGAGAAAGAGCAUCCAGAAAGCAUUGAGAACAUUUGGAAACAAUUGGGGGACCCGGAUUAUCCAAGACAGAAAUCUGUCACACCUAAAUCCUUACUCGACAACUGUUAUCGGACCAUGCACUGCCUAUUCGAGGACUGCUUCUCAAAGAACGGCAGCCAAUAUGACUACUGCAACACUCAGCACUGGAGAAAAGGGAAAGGAACACAGGGCUGAUAGAAGGGUUCCAUAAAUGAGGAUUUUCUACUGGCAAAUGCGCAAAGGCCAUGAGCACUUAUUAGCGCUCACAAAGGUGUUGCUCAUCAGCAUACAAACCAUCUAUGCUUACCUUCAUCCAUCCAUCUUACACAAAAUCCAACACGAGUACAGAUGUGUGUGUGGAGUUGAGCAGCUCAUGGCUUUCCUUUUGCUAUAGCAUAUUCUGUCUCUAUAACUAUAGCUAACUCAACCAUUUGCUCCCUGGAUUCACAGUACCAAAAAGGAAUUUAAUGGUGUUCUUGAUGUUCUUGAUCCUAUGUGGCAAAAAUAGCAAUGAGUGUGUGUGUGUGUGUGUGUGUGUGUGAGUGUGUGUGCUGUGACCUUCUACAGGUAAUAGAAGUGGGCAUAAUAUGUGUAUAUGUGUAUGUAUAUUGCAUGCAGAUGUUUUGCUGACUGCUGGCUAAGUCAGCAAAUUCCUGUUUCCUUUGCUGUGCGCUUUAAUAUAAGCUACUAAUGAUGUACCAAAAUAUUACACAUCUGUAGUAAUACAUUUUCAUCGAUGUUAAUUGUUUUUAAAAUGCAUUUUAUGUGUGUUAUUUAUUUAGAGACUUCUACAGAAUGUUCUAGUAACUAUGUUGGAGAAAAAAAAUAAACGUUCCUCUGGCUCCCCCAUGUGGUCAGGUGGAAAUUUUUCUGCAA